AAACUGUACUAAUCGAUUGAUAUUUUGAUUAAACUCAAAUUAAUUUUGUUAUAAUAUUCCUAUCAAGAUGGAUGAAGAAGGCGAAAGCAUUUUACUUGAAGAUAAUUAUUAUCAGCUUCUAAAUGUAUCAAAGACGGCUUCUUUAGAAGAAAUCAAUAGUGCAUAUCGUCGUUUCUCUCGAAUGUUUCAUCCAGACAAACAUAGCACAGAUCCCAACAAACAAAAAUGGGCUGAGCAGAUAUUCAACAAAGUGAAAGAGGCUUAUGAAGUUUUAUCUGAUUCACACAAAAGGGCCAUAUAUGAUACACUAGGAAAACGAGGUUUAGAAGUAGAUGGUUGGGAGGUUAUUUUCCGCACACGCACUCCUAGGGAAAUAAGAGAAGAAUAUGAGAGGUUAAAACGGGAACGUGAGGAACGUAGGCUCCAGCAGAGUGCCAACCCUCGUGGCACAAUCACACUCUCCAUCAAUGCCACAGAUAUGUUUACAAAGUAUUAUGAUGAAUAUGAAAUAAUGGAAGAAACUACAGUGAUCCCUAACAUUGAAGUGUCAGGAAUGACAAUUCAACAAUCCAUUGAUGCUCCAGUAACACUUCGAAAUACAAUGACUCUGUCAGGAAACAUAUCAACUCAGAAUGGAAUAGGUACUGGUUCAAUAAAUAUGUGUAACAGGCACCUUAGCUCAGAAAAAGGCUGGACAGAAGUUGAAUGUGGAAUAGGAAAUGGUCCUUUACUAGGUGUAAAAUUAUUUCGUACAUUGUCUAGACUUAUGUUUCUAAAUUGUGGCACAGUGUUACAGUUUACAUCAAGAGGAAUUUCACCUAGCUUUGUUUCUACAUUAGCUCUUCAGUUAGAUGCUCACUCAGUGGGUUAUUUGACAUACCGAGCUGGAAACCAAGGCUCUUCAAUGACUUCAAUCUAUGUGAGGGACUCGGAGAAAUAUCACAGCAACACUGCAAUCCAGAUUGGCAAUCCGCAUUCAUUUAUAUCUUUCAAUGUGAUGAGGAAAUUGCCCCAACAUGAUUUGAAGCUGAGACUGGCUGUAAAAUUUGGGACAUUUGGUGCAAUAGCUGAGUAUGGUGCGGAAAAGAAAGUGUCACAAAACAGUAGUGUGUCAGCUGCAGUUAUGUUGGGUGUUCCUAGCGGGGUUAUGCUCAAACUCAAGUGGACAUGUUCAUCACAAACUAUAGUAGUGCCAAUCCAUCUGUGUGAGGAAGUGAUGCCGUCACCAGUUUUCUACGCAACUGUAGUUCCAUUAGUAUCAUGGAUGAUAUUAAAAAAAAUCGUUCUGGAUCCUAUUGCAAGAGAGCGUCAGGAACGAGAGAGACAACGUUCUAUGGAAGCUAAUUUUGAAAGAUUACAGGAGAUGCAAAGACAAGCACGCGCUACUGUAGAACUGAUGAGAGAAACUUAUUCCAGAAUUCGGUCCCACGAAGAUAAGAAGAAAGGUCUCGUCAUAUUAAAAGCUCUAUACGGAAAGCUACCGGCAGAUACAUCGAGCCACGUGAUACCCGAACAGACAGGAGACGGUGUAUCUCCCGAAUCGCCGAGUCCUUACAGCGAUGUCAUCGACGUCACAAUACCCGUACAAUGUUUGGUCAAAGAUUCAAGGCUUGAACUUCUCGAGGCAAGCAAGUCGGAACUACCAGGCUUCUAUGACCCGUGCGUUGGCGAGGACAAGCACUUGACAGUACAGUACAUGUUUCACAAUAAUUUGCACUGCUGCACCGUACCUGACAAUCAGGCCAUCGUUCUGCCUCGCAACAAUCAUCGGAUAAAGAAUAGAUCCUGAAAAUUAAGGUCCAAACGCGUCUAAGCGUUUGCGACACAUAUCGGACACUUCGUAAAAUACGAACGUGUAGUCUUUACUGAACUUUAAAUACGAUUUGAAAUAAUAAUAAAGAAUCCAGAACAUUACAUAAAAAAGUUUCAUCUGAUAAAUCUUUGAAUUCUUCGUGCAGCUAAUUUAAUAGAACACAACUUACACAACUAAACAUUCCAUUAAAAAAAAUU
Molecule: messenger RNA, 2010 nt
Organism: Bombyx mori (domestic silkworm)
Lineage: Eukaryota; Metazoa; Arthropoda; Insecta; Lepidoptera; Bombycidae
Gene: DnaJ-17
Product: dnaJ homolog subfamily C member 11-like
Exons: 13
Coding region: 68-1789 (573 amino acids)
Biological process (GO): cristae formation
Source: RefSeq, marked provisional